GUGAGGGGAACAGGUGAGUGCUUCUGAUUUCUUCUUUCUUUUGUACAAAGAGCACGUUUUAUUUGAGUGGUGCAUACAGCCAGUGCCUGUCCAUCACAUAGCUGAGAAAUGCAGUAACUGGUUUUGCUGACGUCAAGGGUUCAACCCUUUGAAAAGCUGUGAGCUUAGCUUUAAAUGUGCUUUUGUUUGCCUGAACAUGGCUUGGAUUUCUCCUGCUGGAGUUUGACUUUAAGGCUCUUCCUACAUGUUGUUUUAAACUAAGAAUUAAGAUUUCUUGAACCACGCCUCAAAUAUGAAGCAAGGAGCUCAAUGAAAAUGUCAAAUGUGAGACUUCUGAUAUAAAAUGCUGCAAGUUUCCAGCACCGCCUGGUGCACAGGUGAGACCUGCACUGGAGAACCAUCCUCUUGAGGCUGCAAGUUGGUCUGCACUGGCUGAAAAGUAGAAAUGCAGGAAUCUGCUCCAUUGGGAACCAGGAGGUGGAGGUUUGGAUGUCAUCUGGAAGAUGUUCUCUGGCAUCCAAGGAUGUGGUUCAUUUCUAACAUGAAGCAGAAUGUGAAAUAAGCCUACAAGCAAUACAACAAAUGUACUACUUUAGAAAAGUAAUGUGAAUACCUGAGAUCCAUUCAAACCAGUCCAGGUGUGGGUGUGGUAUGCAGGUAUUCCUUCAUAACUGUUCGUAUCCAGGACACAGUGUACAAUGGGCAGAAAACUGGAUCUUUCUGGCUUGACUGAUGAAGAAGCAGAGCAUGUGCUUCAGGUGGUUCAGCGAGAUUUCAGCCUUCGUAAGAAAGAAGAAGAAAGGCUGAGCGAAAUGAAGCAGAAGUUGGAUGAAGAGGGUAACAAGUGCAGCAUCCUUUCCAAGCAGCAGAAGUUCAACGAGCACUGCUGUAUUCGCUGCUGUUCACCUUUCACAUUUCUUAUCAACAGCAAGCGACAGUGUCAAGACUGCAAGUACAACAUCUGCAAGAGCUGCAGCUCUUACCAGAAGAAGGAGAAAGCUUGGAUUUGCAGUGUCUGCCAGCAAGCAAGGCUCUUAAGGACCCAGUCUCUGGAUUGGUACUAUAAUAAUGUGAAGAGCCGCUUCAAGUGUUUUGGAAGUGCCAAAGUCCUGAAGAAUUUAUACAAGAAGCAUAGACUGGAGAGUGGCGUUUGUCCUGAUGUAAUAGAAGGAGGUUGUUUUGAAGGAAGCUUUGAAAAUGAUGGAAGCAUUUGUGGCAGUGAUUCUACAUUCUACAGGCAGACAGAAGGACACAGCAUGAUGGAUACCCUUGCUGUGGCCUUACGUGUUGCUGAGGAAGCAGUGGAAGAAGCUAUUUCUAAGGCAGAGACCUACAGUGACAGCCUGGACAAACAGAACGAGGCUUGUUACUUGCAAGAACACAAGGAGGAUCUCAUAGAAGAGCUGGCCACAACCAUUGUGCAGAAGAUUAUAAAGAAGCAGAAAGGCAAAACUGAGCAGACUGAGGCUGACUUCGAAUGGCCGCCAUCCAGAAGCAGUGGCCUGGCAUCCGUUGCUGUUUCAGAUCAGAGCAUGCUGACCUUUCCUGGGAGUCGCAGGGGGUCAUACACACUGUGGAGGUCUCAGUCAGCAUUCUCCCUGGCCAGUGAAGAUACACCCAGCAAAGGACUGGACCCUGCAUCGUCUGUCACCGAGGCUCUUUGGAGACAGCAGAAAGGACAAUUCAAGAAGCAGAAGGAACGCAAGCUCUCUGCAUUACCCAGCUGGAAAAGUGUGGACAGGCUAAAUGAAACAAAUCCGCCUCCCGUUUUACAAAGCACUGAUGGAAACUGGGUAGCUUUGCAGAAUGUCUCUUUGCCUCGCCCUCGGAUGCUCGCCAAACCAAAGAGUCAAGUAUUUGAAGCUUUGGAGAAUGAAUCCAGCGUUGUGUCUGCAUAUGACGAGAUGGGCUCAGACAGCGAGGAUGAUUACGACUGGAAUGUGGCCUUGAACAAGCUGCGGCGGAGACCUCGGCAAUUACCGGAUGAUUUCUAUUGUACCAAUUCCCAGUAUGAUUCUGAAUGGGUUUAUGGCAAUGAUCAGUACCAGGCAGUCACCUCACCUUCCUCUGGGUUAUACACCAAUACUGAGACGCUGUUCUCUGAUUCUGAAACAUCGUCGGUAAACUCUUCCCAGGAAGCUAAAAGACCUAGCAAACUUCUCUGGUUACAAAGCAGAACUCAGAGCAAUGUGCCCAGAAUGGAAAAAAAACAUUUCCAUGGAGAACUGGAUGUAAACUUCAACCCACAGGCAACCAGCCUGGAGUAUUCAGAUAGCAGUGAGACUGAAGAAGUUCAGUACGAUUUAGAAAAGAGAUCAAGAAGAUGGAAAAAGAACAAAACGAUCGCUGAAGAAUUAUCUGAAGGAAAAAAUCACACAAAAGCCAACGUGAAGAAUUUAAGACAGGAUUUGGAUGAUUUAUCAGAAACGGAUAGAAGCAGUGAGGAUCAACAUCAGAAUAUCAAGCCUGAACUUAUGGAAGAGGAGCUUAAAUCCAGGUUAUUUCAGCUUGCUGCUAAAAUGAGUGACAAAGAAACAUCUUCUGGUGAAGAACAAGAGUCUGAACCUAGAACAGACCCUGAAAACCAGAAGGAAAGUUUGUCCUCAGAAGAAAACGGCAAAAGCAUUCAGGAGGAGUUAAAGAAGGAAAAACAAAAGGCUUUUGAUCUUCAUUUAAAGCUGCAGUUUUUAUCCACUGUAUUGCAGCAGAAGUACUCUGCUGUCUCUCUCUGCAACAUAUCUACAGAGGUCCUGAAAGUCAUCAAUGCCACUGAAGAGCUGAUAGCAGAAUCCACCAGUCCCUGUGAUUUCCCAGAUGAUGUUCAGGACAAGGGAAGAGGUUCAUUCCCACUGGGGACCGACCCCAUCAGACUCGACGAGCAGCUCACCACACUGGAAGAAAAUGUGUACCUGACGGCCAGCACAGUGUAUGGCCUGGAGGGGCAGCUGACCAGCCUGGAGGAUGCAGCACGGCAAAUCAGCAGCGUGACAGCAGAAUCGGAGCUGGCUGAGCUGGAGGACCAGGUGGCCACUGCAGCUGCCCAGGUGCAUCAUGCAGAGCUGCAGAUUUCAGAUAUUGAGAGCAGAAUAUCAGCUCUCACUGUUGCAGGCUUGAACGUGGCUCCAUGUGUUCACCUGACAAGGAAACGGGAUCAAAAGCAAACAAACCAGAUGCAUACUAUUGACACCUCAAGACAGCAGAGGAGGAAACUUCCAGCUCCACCAAUAAAAGGUGAAAAAAUAGAUGGGUCUCCAAUUACCACUGUCAGAACAUUUAACAGAAACUUCAUGCUUCAAGGAUCUCUAACACAAAGAACUAAAGAGAGGAAAAGCACUGCCAAGGACUUAAUGGAACCUGCUAUAGGAUCUGCUGUGAUGUACUAAACUUUGACUUGUCUACUGCCAAUAACACACUGCCUAAGGCUGUACACUAGAGUGCCUUUACUUAACAGCCAUUGUGUAUGUCCAGCUGAAAAUGGACCCUCAAGAACCCACAAUGCCUCAGUUAUAGGGCUUUGUUUGGAUACCUCACUGAGAAAGCUGUCCAAGUCUUCAGCAUUGUGGUCUGCUAAAGGAAACUCUGCCUUAAAGUUCUCACAAGACUCUGGAAGGGACGCUGAGUUUCAAAAGCAAGGCUCCACAUUUUAAGAUGCACUUUUUCUCCCCAUUGAUUGUACUAAAGUAUGUCGUCUUUAAACUGCAGUAUGUUUUUGUACACUCAGUCAAUCACAAUUACAGGCCAAUAUUUCAUACCGAAAGAGUGAACAAAGCAGACCUGUGAUCCACAUUUGCUGGCCUCUUAUAUAUGUAGGCAUCUGUCUUGUCGAGCAAUAAGAACAACUCUGUGCAGUGUAUGCUGCUUUUAGCUGCUUGGUGAGAGUGGAGGAUCUGUGUAUCUAACUGCUCCCCCGGAGCCAGUGGAAGUUUUGACAAGGCAGGUGGGAGGAGAUGCGAUGUGCAAAGACUUCUCUGUUCGCUCAGAGUACCUUUGACAGAGUUCUAGCUCCAGGGCUCUGUGUUCUGUCGGAGAUGGGGGGAGCAUGGAUGUCAUGAUGAGCCAUGAAUUGGUGGUACGCAGCACAUGUGGACCAGAUGUCUGCUGGGUUACAGUCCUGGCAUCUGGACACAUCUGAGUACUGUUGUGAAACCACCACCUUUGUCUGUCUCGUUCUUCUUGGUAUCAUUGUCCGCUUGGCGAUGUCCAACCACUCUGUAGUUCAGAAUCUGUUCUGACCAAGUCUUUAAGAUUGGAGAAAGAAAGUAAAAGUGCUGUGGGUGAGAUCUCUGCUGACUCACUGGUGGCUGUGAGGUGGCUGCAACCUGUAAGAGAUUCCCUUCUGCCACUUGCUGUCUUUUCUGAGGAGGAGAUGAAUGUAGCCCAGAUGUCUUUUCCUUUACCCAUCCGUAACCAAUUUGGUGUAGUACCUAGGGCCUGUCACUGGUGCUCACUACAAUUGGACCACUCUGAAUUGGACUGUGAGUCACCAGAUGUCUUCUUUCCUUUCCUGAGACCCCAGAAAUUUGCACCAAACCCUGGAAAGCCUUUGAACAGAUGCCCACGAGGGACGAUGCUGCUUACAAGGUGUCCCUCUCACCCUUUCUGGGAAGGGCCGUGCCAAUUUGCAGUGCUUUUUGUUCUGGGGUGUACAAAGGAAUUUGUUAGAGAAGGUAAGUGUGAGGCUGGUGAAUCUUUUGUAUGCCACACAAUGCAGUGCAAGUAUAUGCAGAUAUAUGCACACAUAUGCAGACUGGGCAGAUGGGAGGCAUGCUGUGAAGGAGGACAUGAACUGCUAAGAUCCCCCACAGCAUGAAGGGUCAGAGGACACCUCCCUGAAGUGAGAUGUCUCUGUCCUUUGCUGGUACCUACAGAGCAAAACCUAAUGCUCGGAGUAUAUCAGGGCCUAGGAGGCAGGGGAGGCUGGUAAGGAAGGGCUGGAUGGGCAGGCUGGGAAAACAGCUCCAGCCACAUUUCCACCUUCAGUAUUUGAAGCUGAGCCCGUUAGCGUGCUGCUGUCCAGCCGUACGUAGGGACAUGUCACAUAUCUACAGCCAUCUUCCUACCUUGGAGGCAGAAGUGUUGCUCCAUCUCUCCAAUGAAUUUCCAUCUGCCGAAAUGUGGCUCAAUGUGUUUAUUCUGGGUGAAAUUACGCCUUCUCUUACUCUCACACAAUACCAGUUCUCCGGAACUGGUUUGCACAGAUGUGAGGGCAGAAUUUGGCCCGCUCUGUUUAAUAUAUAAGUAUAUAUAUAACAAUAGACUUUAUUUAUAUAUGCAAUCCAUAAAGGAGAUUAAACAGAGUAGGAUGCCUAGGAAUUUUCUGUUAUGCAGUCUCCUCCUCCUCCCUUGACUGUUCUCGUGUAUGUAUACAACACAUUCCCAGGUUCUGGUUAACGCAGGUAUGUGUGUUAUGAGAUGUCAUUACUGGUGGUUGGUCUACAUAUUCGUCUAAUAAUAAUAACCAAUAUUGUGUAUGAUGCAGAAAUGACUAAUUUUAAUAGAAUAACUCUUUGGCUUUUGUUCUGUUAGCGUGAUUUAAACAAGCCAACAAAGUUUGGAAUAGGUUGUUUUCUUUAAGAGGCAUGAAAAACAGCUAUUAUCGUGUUACAAUGUUAAAAUAUUCAGUCUUCUUUGACAGAAAAAUGUGUACUGUGUAGGCAUUGCAAAAAAAAAAAAAAAGAAAAAAAAAUCCCACCUGCUACAUGGCAUUUGAAUUUUUACAACUGUUUAUUGUGCCAAAUAUGUGCAAAGAUAUAAUUUACUGUUUUAAAAAAAUCAUCAAAGCAUACGUUAUAGCACACAAAGGAUUAUUUUGUCAUCAAGUGAUUUCAAUCUUUAGUGUUUAUAUUUAGAUUAAUUUUUAUAAAUGAAAAUAUUUUAACAGGUAAAAUGAAGGCGAUAUGAUCAAUUUGAUUGAGUCUGAGUGGAUAUUAAGCUUGCCUUGUUGUUGUUAUCUGCAUACUCACCAAGAAUUACUGUCAAGAGAAAUUAUAAAAGAGU
Messenger RNA from Lagopus muta (rock ptarmigan), 5997 nucleotides. RefSeq names its product myosin VIIA and Rab interacting protein (gene MYRIP). Gene Ontology annotation, cellular component: cortical actin cytoskeleton. Bases 699 to 3383 code for a protein of 894 amino acids. Gene Ontology annotation, biological process: intracellular protein transport. The record is from RefSeq and is a predicted model, not a curated record. NCBI's taxonomy places the organism in Eukaryota, Metazoa, Chordata, Aves, Galliformes, Phasianidae. The transcript has 20 exons. Gene Ontology annotation, molecular function: actin binding; small GTPase binding; myosin binding.